Molecule: messenger RNA, 1236 nt
Organism: Peronospora matthiolae
Lineage: Eukaryota; Oomycota; Peronosporomycetes; Peronosporales; Peronosporaceae
Source: the annotation of a GenBank genome assembly
AUGCUGAAUCCCUUGGCUACCGUGAACGAGUAUGUUUACCGAUACUCUCGUCUUUCUACACGCACAACCAUGCUGAUAUCCGCAUCUGCUACAGUAGCUGUUGGGUAUGCGGUCCUGGUGUAUACCGGUAUCGUCGGAUCUGAACCGGUACCAACAAAACGCAUUAUUGCUGGCGACUCGAAGCUGAACGAGUUUGUGGUUGAAACGCUGGAGCCCGUGCUGGACAGCUACACUCCCACAUGGUGGACCAAUUCACACAUCCAGUGUUUAUUGACAUUCAUCGUGCCUCAAUCCCCCGUCAAGUAUCAGAGACAAGUGCUCGUUCUCAAAGAUGGAGGUCAGGCCUGUCUCGACUGGGCAUUGGAGUCUUCAAUCAAGAUGAAGACUCCAUUGAAACCAAACUCGCCCAUUGCUGUCAUCCUGCAUGGACUCGUAGGUUGCAGUGAGAGCAUGCGAUCGAUAUGUGCCGAAGCUUUACUGCAUGGAUAUCGCCCCGUGGUGUUCAACAAAAGAGGUCACGGCGGGUUGAAACUUGCCACUCCAAAGUUGCAACAAUUCGGCUGUGUCCAGGACCUAAAAGAAGCUAUUGCUCACAUUGAGAGCAGCUUUCCAGAAAGCAAGCUGUACGGCAUUGGUUAUUCGGCAGGAUCUGGUUUACUCUGCAGCUACUUGGGUGAACGAGGUGACAAGUCGCGCCUUCGUGCUGGCGUGCUGGUCUCACCCGGUUACAAUGCUUUCGACCUGCUUUGCGGUGGCAAGAUCAAUCCGUUCUACAAUUUCCUCAUGACGUUUACGCUCAAGUCCUUUCUACUGCGGCACAAGAAGGAGCUAAGUGACGUUGUGGAUGUCGCGGGGGCUCUACGAGCUUCGAGCAUUCGGGAGUUUGAUCAACACGUGUACAUGAAGAUGCACGGGUACGAAGACUUGGAGUCGUACUGGAAGGCGAACAACCCGAUGCGCGACGUGGACAAUAUUCAGGUGCCAUUGCUCUGCAUUAAUGCGCUGGAUGAUCCUGUGUGCACAAAAGAAACGAUCCCCUUCGACUUCUUUCCCAACAAACCCGAGGCCAUGCUGUUGACCACAGCGGAGGGCAGUCAUUGCGCUUUCUUCGAAGGCACCUUCCAGCUCAAGGCGUGGUGUCAUACAGCUGCAAUGGCUUACCUCGACCGUGUGCGUGAGUUUGACUGCAUUGCAAAGAUCAGCGGGGAUGCUCUCACUGCUGCGCCUCCAGCUUGA